This is a messenger RNA of Sphaeramia orbicularis (orbiculate cardinalfish), 2927 nucleotides long. RefSeq names its product Src homology 2 domain containing transforming protein D, b (gene shdb). Bases 434 to 1702 code for a protein of 422 amino acids. The transcript has 8 exons. NCBI's taxonomy places the organism in Eukaryota, Metazoa, Chordata, Actinopteri, Kurtiformes, Apogonidae. Gene Ontology annotation, molecular function: phosphotyrosine residue binding. The record is from RefSeq and is a predicted model, not a curated record.
CUGGAGGAGACCCUAUCUCUCGCUGUGUAGGCUUUAUGAUGUGCUGAUAUUCCAAUGAAUGAACGGUCGGCUGACUGCGAAAGGGAAUAGGAUAUUCCACUGGGAAUGAAGCACCUCCCCUUUAAUCGCUCGGGUGAGUUUGUCGGAGCUGCUGGAGUCGCUCUCUUCACUCGCACGUUUAGCGUCAGCCGCAACAACAACUCCGACGGAUUUCGCUGCUUUUGUUUGGGCCAAAAAGCUGCUGUUUUCUUUGUUUCCCUUUUUAUGGAAUAUAAAAGUCCUACCGGUUGGAAGGUUUUGUCACUUCUCUGUAUAGAUUCUUUGUCAUCGACAUGAAGAAACACGAGUUAAAGCAUCUAAAGUCGCUGAAGGACUGAAUAAGCCUCCUGCUCUCAGUCCACCACAAACUAACACGUCUGGAAGCAGAGCUGAGAUGGCCAAGUGGCUGAAAGACUAUUUGAGUUUUGGCAGCAGGAAAGUGCCUCCGCAGCCUCCCACACCGGACUACACAGAGAGUGAGAUUCUAAAAGCGUACCGUCUCCAGAGAGACCUGGACUUCGAAGAUCCCUAUGAGGACUCCGAAACCAGAUCCAGCAGAGGAGAGUCUGGGGCUUCGGACCCUGCUACACCUGUGUAUGGGUCUCCCAUGAAGACCUCUAGCACAGACGUGAAGUCUCCCAAACACAGACUGAUUAAAGUGGAUUCUCAGGAGCUGGGGCGCACCAAGAUCCUCCUCAGUGCCAUCUCCUUAGAGGACCAGCAGGAGCCCGUGGUGCCAUCUGCUCCUUUGGCAGGGGACACAGAUUACUCUGACCCGUUUGACGCUCGCUUGGACCACAGACCAGAGCCGGAUCUCGGACCCAUUCCCUGUGAAAAUAACGGCUAUAUGGAACCAUAUGAGGCUCAAAGGGUCAUUACAGAGCUACAGCGUGGCCCUGGAGGAGGACGGGCACGAGGAGGGGUGCAGCUCUACGACACCCCCUAUGAUGAUGAGCGAGGCCAGCGUCCAGGCCUGAUGUAUGGAGAACCUCAGGAGGAGGGCAAGGAGAGCAGCAGGCUGCCGCAAGAUGACGAAAGACCAGCUGACGAGUAUGACCAACCCUGGGAGUGGAAAAAGGACCACAUCUCUAAAGCCUUUGCUGACAUGAGGGAGUUGUCGGAGUUGCCCUGGCCUGCCCCAGUCGGUCAGCUGGAGGAGGAGCCCCCCAUCAGAGAGCAAGUUCAGUUUGAUGGCGCAGACUGGGAGCGCUCCUCGUCGCCCACAGAGCGGUUGCGUCCGCCGGGGCCCAGGUCCAGCCCAUUAGCAGGGGGAGGGAUGAAGUUUCGAAUGCCACAGGAAGGACUCGCAAUGGUGGGGGAGAGGGUGGACCCUACCCUGCCUUUGGAGAAACAGGUAUGGUACCACGGCUCAUUGUCACGUUCUGAUGCAGAGUCUUUGCUAACGCUGUGUAAAGAGUGUAGCUACCUGGUGAGGAACAGCCAAACCAACCGCUCAGAUUACUCCCUGUCCCUACGGAGCUGCCAGGGUUUCAUGCACAUGAAGUUCACCCAGUGUAAAGAUGGCAAGUAUGUGUUGGGGCAGAACAGCCCCCCCUUCGACACCAUCCCAGAGGUCAUCCAUUUUUACACCACACACAAACUCCCCAUCCGAGGUGCUGAGCACCUGUCCCUGCUGUUCCCUGUGCUGGUGCAGACGCUCUGACCUGGAUGCUCCUCCUGGACCUUCAGGAUCACCUGUCAGUGAUCGGACACAGUAAAACUUGAAUGUCGUGCCAGUGCUCUCGUCUUGUUGGACUGGACUACUUCUGAUGAUUCAACACACCAGGGGCCAGGGCCCUCACCCACCACUGCUGUUGUACUUGUGCCAAGUGUCUGUAACAUCCGGGAGAUCAAUUCACAUGAAAUGCAAAACCUGAACUUUAGACCACUGUCGCAGUAACAUGUCUCAUCUCCUCACUGAACCAAGAACACCUGACCCUGUCCCUUUCCUUCACACAUUUCUUUCAAGGCUGAAUGAACUGUAGUGAAAACUGAUGAAGCUGUAGCUUCAUAUUCUAAACAUUGCUACAGGAAACUUAAGAGAUGAUUGAGAUUAAUUUGCUGCAGUUUCUUCAUCAACACUUGUAUAAUAUUGCUGUUGUCAGGUGAAAACCUUGCAAAUCCUAUUUUGCUGAUUUUUCAUAUUUAAAUUUAUAGUCAAUAAAUUAUACUAUUUGGCAGGAAAAGUCCUCGGACUUGAAAGUCUUAUGUAAAUGGUGAACAAUGUAAAAUCAGUACUAUUUUUGAAGCUUAGAGGUUUUUACCAGCAGCAGUGAUAUUGUUUUUCUACACAAAGACACUAUGGGAUGACUCUGUUCUGUUAAUGUUCCUCCAGCCUGUUCUGUACUGUCAUGCUGCUGUAUUUUGAGGAUUUUCUUUCCACAUCUCAAUGUAACUUGUUGAUUGUUUAUCUUAAGCAACAGAGAAGUUAUGUAUUCAUUGUACUUGUAUUGACCUUGAUGGCCUGUGCUUGGUGGCCUGUUAUGCAGAGGUGAUGCUGAAAUCAUCAUAUUUUCAUAAACAUCAUGUCAAGCAUUGAAGGCGAGCUGUAAACUGAUGCAAGGGGAUGGUAAUCUGGACACUCAAACUUUUGUGAAUGUUGGCCACAGUUCAUCCACAUUUCAGCUGGCCAAACGAUUAAAUGCGUGUGGGGAGUUGUAUUUGAGUUAAAUUCUUGCCAUCUGGAAUGGGUUUCCAUGUCUGCUGCCUGGUUGCAGCGUUUGUCAUGAAGACUCGUCUCAGAAGAGGCAACAUAUCUGCCAAUUUCUAAAAGGAGUGAAGAGAAAUUCAUACCAUUGUUUCUUAAUCUACAAGUCUAUUGCCUGAGUUGUAUUAAUUAUUAUUGGUAUGGCCAUUCUUUGUCACUAGUAAAAGAUGACAUUUAUUUA